ACGAGCACACCUCUCACUGUUGCGCCCUGGACUGGGUCGAUGGGAUUUCCCAGCAGGCUGCUUUCACAUCCUCCUGCCUCACCUCAGCCUUAAGGAUAAACAUUUUACUGAAUCGGUCAUUACUGUCGAGGAAGAGAUCGCAGUUUGUCGUGAAAGAAGGUUUGUGUUGUUGUAGUAAAUAUGUCGGACUCCGAGACCCCAAACCAGCCUCUCCUCAACCACCAGACAGCUGUCAAUGUGGAGGCCCAGCCACAGGGUGGCCAGUCCUCCUCCCGGGCCUAUAAGGUAGCAGGACUGGUCCUUUUGGCCUCUGUGCUGAUUGUGGGCCAGGUCUUGACCGCCUACUUCGUCUUCAGCCAGGGCAAUGACAUCAAAGCUCUGGAGAAGCAAAACGUGGAGCUGCAGUCGGACAUGACGAAGGGACGAUCUGUUGCAGUGCACGUUCCCAUGAACGUCCUGCCCGGGCUGAUGGACAACACCAUGGAUGUGAUGUCAUCAACUGGAGAGCCCGAAUCUGACACUCCCCUCACCGCCUGCCAGCAGGAGGCCGCCGGUAAGAAGCCGUUGCAGGUGCCAGGUUUUCGCCCUGACUGCGACAGCAACGGUCUCUAUCGGCCCCAGCAGUGCUUCGAGCAAUACUGCUGGUGUGUGAACCCAGUCACUGGGGAUCAGAUCCUUGGAUCCCAGCGCCAAGGACCAGUCAGCUGCGUCCGAGCUGCCAUGCCUGGCAGAAUGAACAUGUUGACUCUGGACACUUCUGAUAACUGAAGCUGUGUUGUUGAAUGAAGGUAAUCGAAGCCCACUUAAUCACCUGAAAUCAACAUUGCUUCGACUCUACGCUUGCAGUAGUUAAUAAAUGAGAGGAGUUUCGUGUACUGAUAAAUUACCACAUGAUAAUCACUUAGCUGCUUGCUAUCAUCUUACAAGUCUGUUUCAUCGUCAGUUAAUACAUUAACAUCAGAGCCUUUUAACUUUGACUUCAGUUUUCAAGUAUGAUUAAUUUCAAAGCUUCUGAUGUUUUCUGAAAUAAAUGUCAUUAAUCAAAGUGUAUCCCUUGUUAAUUUUAGAAACAAUUGUUUUAAUUUGGGAAAAAAAAAGGUCUGUAAAAAUCAAUUAUGAUAAGAGACCAAUUUUAAAUGACCAACCUUAAGAGUAGAAAGAAACACGACUUUCCACUCCUCAGAUUUGAAAUGUCAAAUGUUUGGCUGAGGUUUUAAAAAAUACAACUGUUAUUAAAGGUACUAACACAUUGAGACACAAUUGGAAUAAACACUUGAGACAAUUAAAAAGUGCAAGUCCCAAUGUAUUUAAACAACCCAAAUAAAACUGUUAAAAGACA
Mugil cephalus (flathead mullet) is the source of this 1339-nucleotide messenger RNA. RefSeq names its product CD74 molecule, major histocompatibility complex, class II invariant chain b (gene cd74b). The coding region runs from base 181 to 768 and encodes 195 amino acids. NCBI's taxonomy places the organism in Eukaryota, Metazoa, Chordata, Actinopteri, Mugiliformes, Mugilidae. Gene Ontology annotation, biological process: antigen processing and presentation; immune response; intracellular protein transport. Gene Ontology annotation, molecular function: MHC class II protein binding; macrophage migration inhibitory factor binding. The record is from RefSeq and is a predicted model, not a curated record. The transcript is spliced from 8 exons. Gene Ontology annotation, cellular component: membrane.